UGCUGCUGGAUGACCUACACUCGUCACAGAGACGCAGAAGAGACUCGGAACAUUCUAGAAGCUCAGAAGAUAGACGGCUAUGACGAGUUCGACGAAGAGGAACAGAGGGAGUUCUACGCUAAAUUUGGAGUGACAGCUGACGAGUUGCAGGAGAGGAGGUAUAAGUUCAAGGUCUUUCAGAUUGAGGUUUGGAGACUAUUCAACCAACCGCAGCACUCCAAAUUGGCCAAGGUUGUGAACUACAUUACGGUCAUGUGCAUCAUAAUAUCAAUUUGUACCUUCUGCGCCGGAACACACCCGCUAUUCAUCGAUGACUCAAACUCAACAGAAACAUCCAACCAAACAAACUACACUGAUACUUCCGGGAGGUCAUCAUCACGUCUGGAAGAGCCGAUGCGUAUUUCAAAUCGGUAUUUGAUGUACUUGGAAUGUAUUUGUAAUGCGUGGUUUACAUUCGAGCUUGUCGUUCGCUUUAUAGUCUGUCCCACCAAAGCGAGAUUUGUCCGAGAAGGCGUGAACAUAAUUGAUUUUCUCGCGACCUUCAAUUUCUAUGUAGGAUUAAUGCAAUUUAUCGAGCAAGAGAUUCUGGAUUUGUUAUCGAUAGUUCGCAUUUUCCGAAUAUUCAAACUGACUAGACAUCAUCCAGGAUUGAAGAUUUUACAGCUGACCUUGAAAGCUUCGGCGGGCGAACUUCUGCUGCUGAUUUUGUUCCUCAUUUUUGGAGUCGUCAUUUUCAGUGCCAUGGUUUACUUUGCCGAAAAGAUAAACAUGCCGGAUCGUGAUAGGAAGUGUCGUGCAGAGGAUGAGCCGUUUGACCCCGACAAACCCCUGGAACUGUGUGUGAAGAUACUGAGUAUAAUUGACUGGUUCUGGUGGAGCGUGGUAACCAUGACGACCGUAGGAUAUGGAGACAUGGUCCCUAAAACCUAUUCAGGAAUGUUGGUGGGUAUGCUGUGUGCUCUGGCGGGUGUGUUGACAACCUCCCUGCCCAUCCCAGUCAUAGUGAGCAACUUCACCAUCUUCUACCAACACAUGGAGGCCAGGAAGAAGCUGCCCAAGAACAUCAAGCGCAAAAUAGCCCCUGCCACAAUGCCGUUGAAGGGCAAGACGCACGAGAAGCUAGAACAGGUCAAGCAGCGGGGAAGAAGACGUGCUAUCGUUGCUAACGACUACCCUGCAAUAAGUAAACCACCUGCCAAUUCCGCAGUCGCUGUCCCCGGCAACGUAGUCGACAAUAAUGAUGCCGAACAGGGCGGCGAGGGUCCGGCAGAAAACGACCCACUAAAAGACAGCAUUGCAGCUUUCCUUAAGGAAAUGGAGGCGGGAAAACAGGUAAACAAUAACGAUUCAGAUGAAAACGACGACGACAACGACGAAGAUGGCCGCCACUCGGACGAAAGUGACUCGUUGAUUUGUCGCCCGACUGUCGUGAGACGUGGCGGCAACACACAGCUAUACUCCGGAAGCCCCAAAAGAAAACGAAUAAGCGUGUCGGAAUUCAUGCCGAAGUUCUAUAAGAGAGACGAGAAGUCGAAAUUGGGAAAAGCUCCUCCUACUUCGUUCAAGUCGACCAAUUUUCUGCGCAUGGAACGAGAAAGCAGAUGCAAACUCGAUCGUCACAAAAAAGUUUCGACUGCCUCAGAAGUUUCACAGAGCCAGAUGUAUCAUCAGAAAGCAAUGGACAUUGAACUGGAAAAACGAUCUAAAAGCAUGUCAAUAUCUUCAGUUUAUUCCAUGGGAGGUAAAAAUGACUGGGAAACUUUCCAGGAAAAAACAAAAGAGUUUCAGAAAAGAAAACUUUACGAGGAUCAAAACAACAGUGAAAGUUUGGACCAGCACAAGCGUCACUUUUCGUCUAGCAACACACAUUCCAACAAUUCAGUUCCCGCCCGUCGAAUGUUUAUAAAACGACCAGGGUCGCUCGUCACGGGGAAGUUUAAAAGGCAUAGUUUGCAGCCUGUUAGACUUCUAAGUAAUGUCUCAAACAGCAGACCUCAAAGUAUUCUAGAAGACGAAGUUCCACAAGUUUCGGAUCCUUUCAGAGCAACCAGUUCAACUCUAUUGUCCCCAUACACUGCUUCUUCGGCGACACGCCGACACAAGGAUAGUUUUGAAACCACGACCAAUUCGGAAUGCGAUGAUUCGCUUGACGAUUUAACGAGCAUUCCGAGCAUUUUAAGUGUGAACGAAUCGGGUUUAGCAUCCCGAGAUCCAAACUUGAGAAGUUUUAGCAUUGACUCUGCCGCGAUGGGUUUGAAAAAGACAAACCGUCAGAGAACGGCAAAAAAACUAAACAUUCAUCAAUUUCCAAAUUCACAUUCAUUUUAUACGCAUGAUGAAAUGCAAAACCAAAGUUCGCGAAAAAACACCGCCAAUUUAUCGAGCUGCGACGUCUCGUCUAUUAGCAACGGGGACCACAUUUUAUCAAACGCCAGUUCAAAUUCCAGUUUGGCCUCCCAAUUUCUGAACCAAGAUACAAUUCUAAAAGAUGUCAAUAACAUAGACUACGCUAACGCCAAUGCUGCCCCAACAAUUUUAGACCAGAGUCCUAUUUUUAAACGGUUAAGUCCACAUAAGUUGCCCGAAAAACCUGCUCCGUAUGCAAAUAUGUUCAACGGAGGAGCUGUAUCAUCGAGGAAAAAUUCUCCCAUAGAUUUUGGACCAGGAAUCAGUACAACUCCAAGAUUAAUGAUCGAGAAAUCGUCCGCCACGAAUGGGACUGAAUUGAACAGUCCUGAAAUAACAGUGGCACAACGUAGAAACUAUUUUGGAGGACGGGAAUUUGCUUUUGCAUCAAAUAUUUAACGAAACCAACCUAAUGUAAAAUAUAAACUUAUAUCGCUUCUUAUGGGUUUUCGAAAGACUCUUCUAAGAACAGAUCUUUAUUCCGAGAACUUGUUCUUUUUAUCCGUCUUUUUUCUCUCCCAGAGCUAGUUAAUGUUUAAUGUGUUCACGCGCUUAUCCGCUGUGCCUUUAUGUACACAAUUUCCUUAAAUACGCAAUAGUAAUUUGUAGAAAUU
Messenger RNA from Symsagittifera roscoffensis, 3020 nucleotides. RefSeq lists its product as uncharacterized. Gene Ontology annotation, molecular function: delayed rectifier potassium channel activity. Gene Ontology annotation, biological process: potassium ion transmembrane transport. Gene Ontology annotation, cellular component: postsynaptic membrane; presynaptic membrane; neuronal cell body membrane. The transcript has 6 exons. The record is from RefSeq and is a predicted model, not a curated record. Lineage: Eukaryota; Metazoa; Xenacoelomorpha; Acoela; Convolutidae. The coding region runs from base 10 to 2805 and encodes 931 amino acids.